UUGUGGAGAAGCAGUUAGGAAAAAGUAUCAAGUCAUUACGAUCCGAUCGUGGUGGUGAAUAUCUCUCGAAUGAAUUUAGGAACUACUUGACGGAUAAUGGGAUUACGUGCCAGCUGACUGCGCCUGGCACGCCUCAGCAGAAUGGCGUAGCAGAACGGAUGAACAAGACUCUUAUGGAAAUGGUUAGGGCAAUGAUGAGUUAUAGUAGUUUACCAGAUUCAUUUUGGGGAUAUGCCCUAGAAAUGGCGGUGUACAUUCUGAAUAGAGUACCUUCUAAAUCAGUACCAUCUACACCAUCAGAGUUGUGGUCUGGGCAUAUACCUAGUGUAAGGCAUCUCAGGAUUUGGGGUAAUGCAGCACAUGUGCUGAGAACCGAUACUGAUAAGUUGGAACCGAGAUCAGAAGUAAGGUUGUUUGUGGGAUAUCCUAAGGAAAUGAAAGGUGGUCUAUUUUAUAGACCCGAGGACCAGAAAGUAAUCGUUAGCAUGAAUGCUAGGUUCUUGGAAGAAGACUAUGUCUUAGAUCAUAAACCCAGUAGUAGACAUGUUCUUGAGGAGUUAAAGGGAGUGAGUACUUCAAUACCGAGUGCGCUAGUUACACCACAAAGUACUGCAACACGUAUCGCUGAUGAUGCACCUAAGCAGGUAGUACCUCGUCGUAGUGGGAGGGUUGUCCGGCAGCCCGAACGGUUCAUGGGUCUGGGACAGUCUUUUGAGGACAUCCCAGACGUUCUUGAAUCCGACCCAUGGACAUACAAUGAGGCACUCAAAUAUCGGGACGCAGAGUCUUGGCAAAAGGCGAUGAAAUCUGAAAUAGAGUCAAUGGACACUAAUCAGGUCUGGGAUCUUGUAGAGCCACCCAGUGGCGUUCGCGCUAUUGGAUGUAAGUGGGUCUAUAAGAGAAAGAGAGAAGCAGAUUGGAAGGUUGAGACCUUCAAAUCUAGGCUUGUUGCGAAAGGGUACACUCAGAAAGAAGGGAUCGAUUAUGAGGAAACCUUUUCACCGGUAGCCAUGCUCAAAUCCAUCAGGAUUCUCUUGACUGUGGCCGCUCAUAUGGAUUAUGAGAUUUGGCAAAUGGAUGUUAAGACCGCUUUCCUUAACGGGAAUUUGGACGAGGACAUCUAUAUGCAGCAACAAGAAGGAUUCAUUGCAAAGGGCCAAGAGCAUCUG
This is a messenger RNA of Striga hermonthica, 1169 nucleotides long. Lineage: Eukaryota; Viridiplantae; Streptophyta; Magnoliopsida; Lamiales; Orobanchaceae. The record is from the annotation of a GenBank genome assembly.